Messenger RNA from Drosophila innubila, 1631 nucleotides. RefSeq lists its product as uncharacterized. The transcript has 5 exons. The record is from RefSeq and is a predicted model, not a curated record. The coding region runs from base 496 to 1071 and encodes 191 amino acids. NCBI's taxonomy places the organism in Eukaryota, Metazoa, Arthropoda, Insecta, Diptera, Drosophilidae.
UAAUUCGCCGUCCUAAACAGCUGCGCCACCGCUCGACGCCAGCGCCAACGCCAACGUCAGCUGCACGACGCUACGCCGAGACGACUCGACUCGACUCGAGUCGAUUGUUUGCUUUGAACGUUGCUGCGCAUCGCUCAGAGUGAAUUUGCAUAGGCAGCGAAACGGACGUCGAAGUCGACGCGCGAAGUCGACGUUUCGUCUCUUUGAGUUGUUUUCUUUUAUGCGAAUAAAAGACGCGACGCAUUUUUCAGCUUUUAAUCUUGUUGUUGUUGUGACCAAUUCGGAAAAGUGAUUUUCUUAGUUUUUCCCUAGUCAAAAUGAUUUUCGGUUUGUGUAACAUUAAUUUAUGAAUGGAGAGCGCGCUGACACGACUUAGGGAACAUAUCAAAUUACCAGAACGAGCGACAACAAAAACCACUUGAACCUUCCGAUAUGAAAUAAAUAAUAAAAAAAUAAACUAAUUAAUGUGACUAAAAACGAAAAACUUGGUAAACUAUGUGGAAUACAAGAAAAUAUUAUAACGAGUGCAACAUGACAAGUGAUGACUUUAGUUCCUGCCAAAGAUUACGUAUUGGGCACAAAUUACGAUCCAAUUAUUGUGCUUUAAGUUCCACAUUCCCACAUCUCUGCCUUCUGCUGCUGCUUGGACUUAGUUUAUGCUUAGCGGCUCCAAAAAGCUCCUGUAUACUCUGUAAUAAGGAAGACUUAAUAGCGGCGGGACCGAUAAUAAGCGACAGUUACGAGGAGAAAACUUUCGAUCAUCAGGUGACGCGUCAAGAAGCAAUUCAAGCGCUGCGCAAGUACAAUGAGACACAUCCCACACAAAACUCUUGCAAAUCGAUAAAGUGCACGGCGACGGUGGUAAAAUAUUGUACGGGUCCACAGUUCCUUAACGAUCAUUGCUGGUGCGAGAUGCAGCAUCGAGAUGAGGGACUUCCAUAUGUGCCGCAUGUAUGCUAUGUGGGAGAAAAGGUCUAUAAACCAUCUGUGGGUUCCUGUUUCUUCUUCGAGGAGGUCAAGGAAUGUUGCUGUGCGCCCAUAUUGGUCAAAGAAUGUAAGCGCAAAUGUUAGGAAUCUCAUAAUGGACGAGUUUUAGUUGGGCGACACAUUUCUGGCGCUUCAUUGACGACACCAAAGAUCUCCUGGAGCUGUUUACUGACAUUGCUAGUAUGUCUACUUCAUUGGCGCAUUAGAAGGCGUUACAUUUAUUAAAGUUGAAAAAGAGGGGGCGGGAUCAGGGAUAAUUGACAAACGAUCUAGUAAAACUUAGUCAUAGUCACGUAGGUAUCAAACAACGCAUUAUUUAGCCAUUAGAAAGUGUACUUAGUUCAAAGUGUCCAAUGCAAAUCAAACUAUUAAUAAGUGUAUUAAUAAAUGUAUUUAUUUAAGCGUUAAUAAAUAUAAUAUAAAUUUGUAUAACUAUAUUGAGUUGACGGAGUUGGAUGAUAUAGUUUAUCCAAUCCUAUGCAUAAUAGACUACAUAGUUUAUAGUUUACAUAUUAUGUUAUUUUUAUAUUUUUAUAUAUUUAUAUGUCACUUAAUUAACUAACAGCUCUGUCGACUGCUAUUAUAAUCUGAUGUGGCAUGCACAUAAUACAAAACAAUAAUAAACAAUACAAAAUGUAAACAAA